UAUGGAAAAUAAUAUUUCUUCAAAUCUUCAAAAGUGGAUUAAAAAGUGCUUAAGAAAAGAGUUUGAAACAAAGAUACAAAAAUCAUUAGACGAACAUGUGAGCUACACUGAAAUAGCUAAAAGAAUUAUACACUCUAAAGAAAUGUCCACUUUGUUGAAUUCUAUGAAAGCGACAGUUGCUGAGCAAUCAGCGUCAAGAUCUACAUCGACUAUAAUUUCUGAUUCUCGGCCUCAGUCAUCAUUUUCUUACAUUAGUGAUCAAACAAGCGAAGAUUGGAAUUCUCCGUUAAAUAACGAUGAAUAUUACAAUAUUAUUAUUAAUAAAAUCAGUCAAGAUAAACCUGCUCAUGUUAGAUUAUCUGGUUAUGAAAUUCUUUUAAAAAGCGAAUUAUCGAAUUUGAAUAACAAUCCAAUAUGGGACUCGCUUCGGAAGGCUUUGCUAGAUGGUCUCACAGAUGAGAGUAGAUCUAUUUUUGAAUCUAGCUUACAAGUACAUGCAAAUUUGCUAAUUUGUUUACAAUCACAUGAUGUAUAUACAAAUAUACUGGAUGCCUUUAAUGCUCAAUACCAUUCACAGAAGACAUUUGAAAUAUUACCUACUCUAAUUGCCGGCGUUAAUUUUAAGUUUUUUUUGCAUGAAAGAGUAUUUCGCAUUACACAUUUAUUGAUUCGUUUUAAUGAAGAAAAGAUAAAAGGCGCAAGACACGCUGAUAAAAGUACAGAAGAAUUAAUAGAACAAUUCAUAACAUUUUUAAGUACACACGAAUUUGAUAGUUUAAUGCAACCUAAGCCAUUAAAUAUAUUAAAUAUAAUUUCCAUACUGGAGCCACGUGCAGAUUGGAGUAAGAAAUGGAUUGUCAAUCUUACUACUAGAAAAAUGUUUUUAACAGCAUUAGGAAAGUCACCAAGUUUAUUGCAACAAAUAAUGCAUUACACAAAGAAAGGAAUGGAAGAGCUUCCUCAUUCUGUAACAGUUUCUAUUUAUGAUGAUCCAAUGGAAGUUAUCAUUAAUGGAAAUACCAUAGAAACAGUAACAUAUCUUCAUUGUUUAUGCUUUGUAUCACAACUUUGUGCUUAUGAUGCAGGGCGAAGACUUUUAACAGAAAGUAUAUCUGAACCUCCUUUCUCAGUUUCUGAAUUUCUAACUGCUUGUUUAAAAGCCUUAAAUAAAUUAGGUAUGGAAACAUUAAAUGGGGUAUAUGAUGUUUCUUGUUAUGCUUUACAAAUUAUUUUAGAUAAACCAACUAUUUUAUAUGAUCAUGAAUUUUAUCAUAUUGCAUUAUGUCAUUUAUCUUCUCUGUCUGAAAAUAAUAUUAAGAUAUGGGUACAUACAUUAAAUAUUAUUUUGCAUAUGUUGGACACAGCGGAUGGUUCUUCAUUUCUUAUUACAGAAUGUAAAGAGCAUACAGUAAAUUUUGAAAACACCAUAUCAAAAUGUCCAGCCAUGUUUAUCGUAAUGAUAGCAUCUAACAUGUUAAAACAACCUUUUUCUAUAAUAAAUAUCGAAUAUCUACUGAAACUAUUUAAAGUAAUGGAAAAGUUAUUUGAUAUAUUUGAUGUAUAUGAGAUUGUACAACAUAAAGUAGAAAACGAAUUUUAUCCUGCUGUGUCAUAUUUUUACAAUAAGUUAAAUAAAUCUUAUCCUGAAAAUGAAAAUAAAGUCCAACAAAUGAACAGUGCAGUUAAUUCAUUAUUGCUUAAAAUGGUAUAUAUACCAUUUGCAUUGAAAGCUCUUGUUCAAGAGUUAUCAGUAUUCCAAGAAUUAAUUGAAGGAUCUAUUGCACCCUUGAGGAUGUCAUGGACAUCAAUGGAAGUAGUUAAUUUCAUAUCAACUGCAGCCUUUUUUCAAUUGGGAUAUGAUGUAAUUGCGAAUCUUGCAUCUCACGUUUUAUCAAACUUGCUUUUAGAAACAUGUAAAAUAUUAGAAAUUCCACAUUAUUUCUAUGAUCCAUGGGAUCAUGAAAAUAUUCAAAAGUUUUUACAUAUAUUAACAUUUUUUUCUCUUAAUUUUAAAUGUUAUUCUGCAUUUAUGUCAAAUUUAAAUGAAUCAGAUAGUAGUGAAGAACAGAAUUACCCACCUAACUUAUUUGAACUUUUUAAAAGUUCAAUAAACCCUGAAUCAAAUUAUCAUUACUUGGGACUUCUGUCAUUAAAUGCAGUCAUUUGGAAUUUAAAUAUUUGUCUAUAUUUACUAGAAUUACUGAAUUUCCAGAACAUAUUAUUAGAGCUUCAAAAUUCAAAUACAGAAGCUGGAAAUGAAGAAUUAAGCCCUAUAUGUAUUGAUGAUUAUACUAUAAUAAGAAAAAAAAUUAUAUCCAAAACAUAUUUUAUGAUAAGUACAGAUGAAGAAGAAGCUUCUGAAUCAGAAGUAUAUGAUCUGGCAAAAUCAUCUUCUUGGAAAUCAAAUACAAAAGACACAUAUUUUUCUGAAACUGAAUAUGAUUCAGAAUUGGAAAGUUUACUUCGAGAAAAUAAACCUGGACUGUUAGACAGUAACUGGGUUCAACAAAUUAGAGAUGCAUAUAAAGCAUCAUCUGAUCCAUUAAAGAGAACAGUACUGAUUCAAUUAGUAGAUCAGAUGCAGAAAGCAAUUCCCACUGCAGAAUGGGAUGAACAUUUUCAAUGGCAGGAAAAUAUAUCAUCAAGUACAGAUUUCUGGUUUCCAGAAGAAAUUCAUGGAAUUAACUUAGCUUUACAUUAUGCAGAACAAAGUGAGCUGUUAGAAAAUACUGUUAAAAUGAAAGAAACACUACAAGAAUUUAUUAAUAGCUGUUAUGCAUUUAUAAAAUAUGAGAGACCAAAACGAUUUGAUGGAUUUGAUUGGUUCUUGUCAACGGUAUUUAUUAUUUGUAAAGGAGAUAUACAGAGGUGCAAAAUAUUUGUUGCACAAUUAAUUAAAUUCCCAGUAACCGCAUUUUUAUGGCCAAAUUUGGGGAAAGUUUUAGACAAGCAUAUGGAAGAAGAAUAUGGUACACAAUUUACAUUUAUGCAAGUUUUAGAAAGCAUAGUUAGUAAUGAAUUUCCCCAUAUCAAAUUUGCUCUUAAGGAUACUUGUGGAAUGAACUGGUCCUUAAUAUGUAACUUAAUGAUAUCUCAAUGUUUUUGGGGCUUACUUUCUUGGCCUCAAAUUAUGCAUUUUUUCGCUAUUUGUAUUUUAUAUUCAUCUGACUAUAUAAUAUACUAUUGUGUGUCACUGUUGUACCACUGUCAACGUAUAAUAAUGGAAGAUAUAACAAGUGGAAAAAUGUGGCCUGAACAUAUGGUAUUCAAUGAAUAUAAAUCUCAUGAGUACAUUAAAUUUAUGGAUACAUUAGAUAAAAGAUAUGGAAAUAAAAUUUUACCAAAAUUUGUUCUUAAAGGAUUCAGUUAAACUAAGUUUUCAAAAUACGGAGAUCUAUAAGAUAUAAAUCAAAACAGUAUCUUCCAAUAAUUGUUCAUAAUUAAUAAAAUUAUAAAAGAACGUUAAAGUAAAUAUUUAAACGCAUAAAAAUUAACAACUUUAUC
Molecule: messenger RNA, 3504 nt
Organism: Megachile rotundata (alfalfa leafcutting bee)
Lineage: Eukaryota; Metazoa; Arthropoda; Insecta; Hymenoptera; Megachilidae
Product: protein broad-minded
Source: RefSeq, a predicted model, not a curated record